AUGAGUUCGUAUCAAUUCGUGAAUUCUUUAGCUCAGUGUUAUGCUCAACAAGGACGAGCUGGAGAUCAAUCGCAUCAAACUGCCAGCCCUGGAGGCGAUUAUUACAAUCCGAAUGCGGCAGCCGCUGCAAAUUAUCCUCCAGCCUGUUAUUCACCACCUCAAGUGGGUCCUCAAGGAUACACACCUCAUCCGUAUGCCGCCCCAGCUCCCGGUCAUGGACUGCAACCUAUGGGAGACUACACUCAACUUCAACCGCAAAGAAUUCCCGGUGCCAGCGCAAGUUCACACAUGCACCAUGCGAGUCCUGGCGGACAAAGUCCUGGAAUGCUCAAUCCGUCAGCUAGUUGUAAAUAUGCUGAUUCGACAUCUUCAACUGGCGUUGCUAGUCCGCAAGAUCUCAGCACUAAUGCACCUCCAAAUAGGGCUACGCCACCUCUAGUAAAUACUCAGUCGAGUAACAGUAAUGCCACAAUAACUUCUAAUAAAUCUUCUGGACUAACUUCACCUUUAUCAGUGAGCACGUCACCGGGAAUUAAAGGCGGAGUUGGUUCUUCGACAGUUUCACAAAAUUUAUCGUCACCUGCAUCGAGCACUAGUUCAACGUCGAGUAAUGAACAGAAGGUGAAUUCGAACAACAAUAAUUCGAAAAGUGGAAGCCAGGGCAAUCCUCCUCAGAUUUAUCCGUGGAUGAAACGAGUACAUCUUGGACAAAGUAAGUACGAUUGGUCUAUUUUGUGUUAA
Molecule: messenger RNA, 741 nt
Organism: Ceutorhynchus assimilis (cabbage seed weevil)
Lineage: Eukaryota; Metazoa; Arthropoda; Insecta; Coleoptera; Curculionidae
Source: the annotation of a GenBank genome assembly